This is a messenger RNA of Sungouiella intermedia, 1962 nucleotides long. Lineage: Eukaryota; Fungi; Ascomycota; Pichiomycetes; Serinales; Metschnikowiaceae. The record is from the annotation of a GenBank genome assembly.
AUGCUUGGACAGUUGACGCUGCCUAGAGGCUUCAAAACUUUCCAAAAAUUGGCAUUCAAAGCUAAAUUCUCCACUUUUAGUCCAUAUGUUUCCUCUACGCGUCUAGCGGCAAGGCUGCCCGUUUCAAAGGCUAGAAACAUCCACAUGACUUCGAUCAAACUGAUCUCACAGACCUCUCCAACCAGAAAGGAGAUUCCAUUUACUGAGUUGUCUGAGGAAGAUCAGGCCACUUUGACCGAAGAGAGAGCUGCUGACAAUGUCGAUGUCUGUAUUGUUGGAGGUGGUCCUGCCGGAUUGGCUACGGCCAUCAAGUUGAAGCAAUUGGACAACGAAGAGGGAAAUGGCGACUUGCGAAUUGUCGUUUUAGAGAAAGCCGGAGACUUUGGCUCUCAUAUUGUCUCUGGAGCUGUUCUUGAACCUCGUGCGUUGAAGGAGCUUUUCCCAGAUAGCGAACACUUGAACGAAGACGGAUCUGGUAUUCCUUUGCCAGAGGACUUGGUUACUCUUGUUGAAGAAGACCACAUGAAAUAUUUGACGAAACAAUAUGCCUUUCUGUUGCCUGAGCCUCCACAGAUGAAAAAUAAGGACAAGAACUACAUUGCAUCACUUGGUUCUGUUGUCCAGUACUUAUCUGAGCAGGCAGGUGAGCUUGGUGUCGAAACAUAUCCUGGUAUCUCCGUCAGCGAGCUUGUAUAUACUGACAAUGGAGCCGUCAAAGGUGUUGCUACCAAGGACGUGGGUAUUGGCAAGGAUUAUACACCCAAGCUGUCAUUUGAAAGAGGUAUGGAAUUCCAUGCUAGAGUUACUGUUUUGGCAGAGGGCUGUCAUGGAUCUCUUACUAAGAAGGCGGUUGCCAAAUACGACUUGAGGAAGAAUUCCGAUCCACAGACUUACGGACUCGGAAUUAAAGAGGUUUGGAGAGUUCCUGAAGAGAAUUUCAUUAAGGGUUUCGUGGGUCACACUAUGGGAUACCCAUUGUCCUCAGAUGUUUAUGGAGGUGGAUUCAUGUACCAUUUCGGAGAUGGGUUGGUGGCUGUUGGGUUGGUGGUUGGUCUCGAUUAUGCCAAUCCAUAUAUUUCGCCAUACCAGGAGUUCCAGAAGAUGAAGACUCAUCCAUACUAUGCCAAUGUAUUGGAAGGAGGAGAAUGCAUUUCCUAUGGAGCACGUGCUUUAAAUGAAGGUGGAUAUCAGUCUGUUCCAAAGUUGCAUUUUCCUGGAGGAGUUUUGGUGGGGUGCUCUGCUGGAUUCAUGAACGUUCCAAAGAUCAAGGGUACUCACACGGCCAUGAAAUCAGGAAUUGUUGCUGCUGAGGCUAUUUUCGAUGCCAUCAAGGAGCUUGAUGUGGUUGAUGAGGAAACAGACAUUGAGGAGCACAUUCUCGACUUGAAGAAAUUCGAAGAAGACUUCAAGAACUCAUGGGCCUACAAAGAACUCUACGAAGUGCGUAACGUGCGUCCAUCUUUUAAUGUUUUACCAGGACCUCUUGGGUUUUUGACUGGUUUGGCCCACUCUGGAUUGACCACCAUGUUGACCCAUGGAGCAGAGCCCUGGACGUUUUCUCAUAACCACACUGAUGCUCAGUCAACAAAGGAUGCCUCCAACUAUUCGCCAAUUGACUAUCCUAAGCCAGAUGGAAAGCUCACAUUUGAUAUUCUCACUUCUGUUUCAAGAACCGGAACCUAUCACCAAGAAGACGAGCCAUGUCAUUUGCGAAUUCCUCAACAGGAUCACAGAAAGCAUGCGGAGAUCUCAUGGCCAAAAUACAAAGGUGUGGAACAGAGAUUCUGUCCUGCCGGGGUCUACGAGUACAUUGAAGAUGAGAGUGAGCCUUUGGGAGUCAAAUUCAAUAUUAACAGCCAAAACUGUAUUCACUGCAAAACUUGCGAUAUUAAGGUUCCUACCCAGGAUAUCAACUGGGAAGUCCCCGAAGGAGGAGAUGGACCUAAAUACUACUUGACAUAA